GCCGCUUCCGCGGCGCCGGCCGCGCCAUGGAGCUCCUGCAGCCGGCCGCCCUCCUUCUCCUUCUCCCCUUACUGCUCGUCCCGCUGGCGCUCCUGGCUAGGAGGCGCCGCGGCCGGCGGACACCUCCGCUCAGUCUCCUGGUGGUGGCUGGCUCCGGUGGGCACACAACAGAAAUCCUGAGGUUAAUUAGCUGUUUGUCAGAGUCCUACUCUCCUAGACAUUAUGUUUUAGCAGACUCAGAUAAGAUGAGUGAAGCUAAAAUACGUUCUUUUGAACAAAAAAGGGCUGAAACAUUCCCUAAAUCCCAGUUCACCCUUCAUCGCAUUCCCAGAAGCCGUGAGGUUAGACAGUCCUGGACCUCCUCUGUGGUAACAACCCUAUACUCCAUGCUUUACUCUCUUCCUUUGACCAACAAACUGAAACCAGAUUUGAUAUUGUGCAAUGGACCAGGAACAUGUGUUCCUGUCUGUAUAUCUGCUCUUCUUCUUGGCCUUCUAGGAAUAAAGAGAUCAAUCAUUGUAUAUGUAGAGAGCAUCUGCCGUGUGGAAACUUUAUCGCUCUCUGGAAAGAUCCUUUACUACUUUUCAGAUUAUUUCAUCGUUCAGUGGCCUGAUCUAAAGGAAAAAUAUCCCAAGUCGGUAUAUCUUGGUCGAAUCGUGUAACAACAGAAGACAAGCUUUACCUAAAAUAAACUCUGCAAACUCCUCACUGAAGAAUUGCAUUCAUGUAGCGAUUUAUUUUCAAGAGUUACCGUUAAGAAAUUAGGCUGAUACUAGAAAAUGAGGCAAUAAUAAAGAUAUAUCUACAUUUAAGUAAAA
Myiozetetes cayanensis is the source of this 818-nucleotide messenger RNA. RefSeq names its product ALG14 UDP-N-acetylglucosaminyltransferase subunit (gene ALG14). Lineage: Eukaryota; Metazoa; Chordata; Aves; Passeriformes; Tyrannidae. The coding region runs from base 27 to 662 and encodes 211 amino acids. The transcript has 4 exons. Gene Ontology annotation, cellular component: UDP-N-acetylglucosamine transferase complex. Gene Ontology annotation, biological process: dolichol-linked oligosaccharide biosynthetic process. The record is from RefSeq and is a predicted model, not a curated record.